Moneuplotes crassus is the source of this 629-nucleotide messenger RNA. The record is from the annotation of a GenBank genome assembly. NCBI's taxonomy places the organism in Eukaryota, Ciliophora, Spirotrichea, Euplotida, Euplotidae.
AACCUUCAAAAAUGGAAUCUUGAAACCCAAUCGGCCUCAAAACACUACUCGUAGGAGAUAGAACAGUGGGCAAGUAUUCACUGAUGGUGAGGUACUGACUGGGCGAGUUUAGGAGUAGGCGUUCUAUUACAGUAGGAGUGGAUUUUAUGACGAAGGAAGUUGAGAUGAAUCAGGAGGUGGUUAAGUUGCAGGUGUGGAAUACGAUGAGGAAGGAGGGAUUGGAGAGAGGGGUGUAUUCGUGGUAUUAUCCAAGAACAAGAGGUGUCGUGCUUAUGUACGAUAUUACCAACAGAGAUUCAUUCGAUAAUCUAAACGAGUGGAUCGAACAUCUUAACACUACUUGUAAAGAGCCUAUCUCUAUGAUCCUUUGUGGAACUAAGUCAGAUCUCGAAGACUCAAGACAAGUUUCUACUGAAGAAGGAAAAGAGUUAGCCAACACUUUGGGUGUGACCUUUUUCGAGAUAUCUAGUAAAGACAAUCAAAAUAUUGAUGAAUUAUUUACAGCAAUGAUUUUGCUAACUCAAGAUACAUCAGGCUAUACAUCUUAUGAAGGAGCAGACGAAGCUUCCUGAGUUUCUAUAUCUUUAAAGAAAGAUACUAAAGAAGCAAAGUUUAGUAAAUGCUUUUAA